UCUUUCCAAUAUUUGAUGCUUUCUCCUUCCUGGCACUUUGCUCCUGCAGCUUCAAAAGCCAAGAAGGAUCAGGAAGGUGGAGAAGAAAAGAAAUCUGUGCAAAAGAAAAAAGUGAAAGAGUUAAAGGUGUUGGAUUCAAAGUCAGCCCAGAAUCUCUCAAUCUUUUUGGGUUCCUUCCGCAUGCCCUAUCAAGAGAUUAAGAAUGUCAUCCUGGAGGUGAAUGAGGCUGUUCUGACUGAAUCUAUGAUCCAGAACCUCAUUAAGCAGAUGCCAGAGCCAGAGCAGUUAAAAAUGCUUUCCGAACUGAAGGACGAAUAUGAUGAUCUGGCUGAGUCAGAGCAGUUCGGCGUGGUGAUGGGCGCUGUGCCCCGCCUGCGGCCUCGCCUCAAUGCCAUCCUCUUCAAGCUGCAGUUCAGUGAGCAAGUGGAGAAUAUCAAGCCAGAGAUCGUUUCUGUCACUGCCGCAUGUGAGGAGUUGCGAAAGAGCGAGAACUUCUCUAGCCUCCUGGAGAUUACCUUGCUUGUUGGAAACUAUAUGAAUGCUGGUUCCAGGAAUGCUGGUGCUUUUGGCUUCAGUAUCAGCUUCCUCUGUAAGCUUCGAGACACCAAGUCCACAGAUCAGAAGAUGACGUUGUUGCACUUCUUGGCUGAGUUGUGUGAGAAUAACUAUCCCGAGGUCCUCAAGUUUCCAGAUGAGCUUGCCCACGUGGAGAAAGCCAGCCGAGUCUCUGCUGAAAACUUGCAAAAGAACCUAGAUCAGAUGAAGAAACAAAUUUCUGAUGUGGAACGUGAUGUUCAGAAUUUUCCAGCUGCCACAGAUGAGAAAGACAAGUUCGUUGAAAAAAUGACCAGCUUUGUGAAGGAUGCACAGGAACAGUAUAACAAGCUGCGGAUGAUGCACUCGAACAUGGAGACGCUCUAUAAGGAGCUGGGCGAGUACUUCCUCUUUGACCCCAAGAAGGUGUCUGUGGAAGAAUUCUUCAUGGAUCUGCACAACUUUAAGAAUAUGUUUGUGCAAGCAGUCAAGGAGAACCAGAAGCGGCGGGAGACAGAGGAGAAGAUGCGGCGAGCAAAACUGGCCAAGGAGAAGGCAGAGAAGGAGCGGCUGGAGAAGCAGCAGAAGAGAGAGCAACUCAUAGACAUGAAUGCUGAGGGCGAUGAGACAGGUGUGAUGGACAGUCUUCUGGAAGCCCUGCAGUCAGGCGCAGCAUUCCGGCGGAAGAGAGGACCCCGUCAGGGCAACAGGAAGGUCGGGUGUGCAGCCAUAUCUCAGCUAGAAUCAGUGCUGACCAGGGACGAUGCCAUGACCUGUGUUCCUGCCAAGAUGUCCAAGAAGAGCGAGGAAGUCCCCACCAUCCUUGAGGAGGCCAAGGAGUUGCUCGGCCGUGCAAGCUAAGCCAGGUCCUGGGGCCAUGGCAGCUCCUCAGUGGAGCUCCAGACUGUCCCUGCCCUGCGGCUUGUGCCUGAAGGGUCACAGAGAUAUUCCUCUGCGGUGGCCACUCCCAUCACCUUGACCCCAUCUUUGUCUCCAGCCUGCUGCUCUCUGUACAUCACACACAGCUUCAGCUGCCUGGAGGCCAGAAGGAAAGGGCAGUGUGGGGAGGCCUGAGGCCAACCCGGCCAGCCCUGGCUCUCGUAUUACCAAAGCAGGCUCUGUGUUUGCUGCCUUAACCCCAAGUGUCUCCUCCGUUCUCCGUGGCCUCAUCUCAGACGAGGCCCCACCUGCUUUCUCAGCCCCUACCUUUCCCGUGGGCUUUUGCCUAGGUCAGUCUUGCUGGGUUUGUGCUUUUCUUUUGUGUUUUCUCUGGCCCUGAGAACAGCAUGGGCUGAUGAACCUUUGGACUCUGUCCCUCCUUUCAUUGCUGUCACCACCACCCCGCUCUUCCUGCCCCUGGCUCUUGUUGUUUAUUACUAGGGGUGUGGCAUUGGGAGCUGCUUCCAAGGAAGUAGGGAGCAAAUCCCCCUUAUCCCACUUUUUGGGAAAGGCCUCCCAAAACAAAAAGAACCUGGACCACUUUUAUCUGUUCUACUGUGGCCUAGGCCAGAGCCUAGGGCGGGCAGGCAUGGCACAGGUGGGACCUGCCCCCAGCCUGCUGCCGUGCUCUGUGCCCUUGCCUCUCUGGACCCUCUGCACCAGCCCUAGGCUACUGAGCCACAGGCCCUCCUCACGCCCUCCCUAGAGCUUUGGUGCAUCUCAUCCAACACCUUAUCCUCUGUCUCCAAGGAAAUGGGAGGUGGAGCCUCCUGGCUGAGAAAUUGUUUUGCAAAAGGAUCUAUUUUUAUAUGAAUUUUUUUUUUUUUUUUUUUUUUAAGAAAAAUAACUCUUCCUUCCUCCUUUCCCCUCCAUAAUGUAAGAGGCUUUGAUGGCAGGUUCCAGAGUCCCUGGGAUUUCUCCCCACAAGCCUCAAUUCUGAACAAGCCCCUGGACCUCCACCUCAGCCCUCAAGCCUCUGGGCCCUUGAGGCCAGUGAAGACUCUCUCCCCCAGCAUCUGACUCCGGGGCAAGGGGAAGCUCUUCUCUUGUUGAGCUGGACCAGGCCUAAGAGUAGUGGGAGCUCUGAAACGACAGAGUUUUUAUAAAUUUAAUAUAUUUAUCAAGCCAAAUGUGCAAAUGCUAACUGGCCAUUCUGGAGCAGUGUGCACAGGCUGUGCCCCACCCUGCUCUCUUCUCUGCAGUGGGCAGGCCAGACUCUUUGGCGCUCCCAGCCACAGGAAGCUCAGAUUCUCCGGUCAAGGUGACACUUUGCCCUCCUGUGCUCCUUUCAGCUUCCCACCCGUGGGAGAGAGAAUGGCACUGGUAGGGCCUGGCGCAAAAGUAUAGUUAUUAGAGCAAGGGGGAGCUUAGGAGACCUAAGGGCGCCUGCAGGGAGGCCUUGAGGCCCGGAAGGAGGGUUCUGGUUGGUAGAGCCUGUGUGUGAAGGGGCAACAGCAGCUCCUUUGAGCUAAUUCUGGGAGGACCGUGGUGCAGGGGCCUGCUGCUCCCCUAGGUCCCCUCCUCCCUGCUGACAUCUGGGGCUUUGACCCUUUCUUUUUUAAUCUACUUUUGCUAAGAUGCAUUUAAUAAUAAUAAUAAUAAAAAAGGGACAAAAUGCAAACCUGUUCCCCUCACCUCUUGGGCUUCUGGGAUGUCAUCACCUCCAGUUUGUUGGGUUUGUUUCCAACUGUUAAUAAAGCAUUGAAACAGUA
Molecule: messenger RNA, 3185 nt
Organism: Balaenoptera ricei (Rice's whale)
Lineage: Eukaryota; Metazoa; Chordata; Mammalia; Artiodactyla; Balaenopteridae
Product: protein diaphanous homolog 1-like
Exons: 11
Coding region: 16-1395 (459 amino acids)
Biological process (GO): actin filament polymerization
Cellular component (GO): cytoplasm; actin filament
Molecular function (GO): actin binding; microtubule binding
Source: RefSeq, a predicted model, not a curated record